Dovyalis caffra is the source of this 1251-nucleotide messenger RNA. The record is from the annotation of a GenBank genome assembly. NCBI's taxonomy places the organism in Eukaryota, Viridiplantae, Streptophyta, Magnoliopsida, Malpighiales, Salicaceae.
AUGGCUUCUUCUUCUUCUUCGCAUCAGACUCACAUUCCUCUCCCUUCCGACCCCGGUGGUAAACCACUAGAUCGUGAGGUUCCGAUCCAUGUUGUCACAGAGCCUUCUCAACUUCCGGCCGAUUUCCUUAACCCUUCGGCCGGGAAGCAGUUGAUCAUUGGUUUUGACUGUGAGGGUGUUGAUCUUUGUCGUCAUGGAACUCUUUGUAUUAUGCAGCUUGCGUUUCCAGAUGCGAUCUAUUUGGUUGACGCCAUUAAGGGUGGAGAGUCACUUAUCAUAUCGUGUAAGCCUGCACUCGAGUCUAGCUACAUCACAAAAGUUAUUCACGAUUGCAAACGGGACAGCGAGGCAUUAUACUUUCAAUUUGGCAUCAAGUUGCACAAUGUUGUUGAUACCCAGAUUGCUUAUUCUCUGAUAGAGGAGCAAGAAGGACGGACUAGAUUGCCAGAUGACUAUAUAUCUUUUGUUGGUCUCCUUGCAGAUCCACGCUAUUGUGGCAUAUCUUAUCUGGAGAAGGAAGAGGUUCGUGUUCUCCUCCGACAGGAUCCUAUGUUCUGGACAUACAGGCCAUUAUCCGAAAUGAUGAUCCGUGCAGCUGCAGAUGAUGUUCGCUUUCUUCUCUACAUCUAUUAUAAGCUGAUGGAAAAGCUGAACGAAAAAUCGUUAUGGUAUCUUGCAGUUCGUGGAGCGUUGUAUUGUCGAUGUUUCUGCAUUAAUGAGAAUAAUUAUGCUGAUUGGCCCCAUAUCCCUCCUAUUCCAGAUAACCUCGUCAUCGAGGACAAUGGUCCUGAGGAGGAAAUCCUUUCUGUCCUUGAUGUUCCCCCAGGAAAGAUGGGACGUGUUAUUGGAAGACGAGGAGCUUCCAUUUUGUCAAUAAAAGAAUCUUGCAAUGCGGAAAUUUUAAUUGGAGGUGUGAAGGGUCCACCUGACAAGGUAUUCAUAAUAGGACCGGUGAAACAGUGUAAUAAUGGCAAAGUUUCAGAGAAUUUGCCUGCAAGACUUCUGAUGCAUGCCUCCCUAUAUGAUCACAAUAAUGCUAAUUUGCUCAGUGACCUGCUGGUUUCAUACAGUCAUCAGUGUCUAUCUUGCAUCUGUAGGCACUUGAAUAAUUCCAAAAACAUAACUUUUGGUUGCCAAUUUAAGGAUGACAAUUAUCAAGCACUAUCUUGUGAAUAUGCUACGGCAACCUUUGUUUUUGUAAGUUCAAACUGUUAUGUUGGGUUGAUUGUAAAUGCAAAAGGUGAGCAAUAG